Molecule: messenger RNA, 1448 nt
Organism: Orbicella faveolata
Lineage: Eukaryota; Metazoa; Cnidaria; Anthozoa; Scleractinia; Merulinidae
Product: beta-1,4-N-acetylgalactosaminyltransferase 3-like
Source: RefSeq, a predicted model, not a curated record
UUCCAAGUGAGCAUGAUAUUUUGUUUCUAUUUGAUCUUCAUAUCGAUGUGCCUGUUGACAUUAUGCACAGUGUAAGGAAGGUGAGCUGGUAAUUGAUUUAUAUAACAAAAUAUUAGUGGUCAUUUAAAAAACUGAGUCAAUGAAUACUCUUAUAUUCUGUGAUUUAGGAGGAUUAGAAACAUACUUUUCACUGCGUAUUCCUUGUUUUUGGCAGAGCAUAAUCGAAGGCCGACUUGUCUACAUCCCUAUUGUCGGACACCUGAAUUGUGUCAGCACAUACGUCGAUCAUCAAGGCUACUGGGAAACCGCUGGUUAUGGUCUUCUUAGUGUUUAUAAAUCAGACUGGAUAAGGUUCGGAGGGAUGAACACUAUGGACUACAAAUAUCAGUGGGGAGGGGAGGACUGGGAUCUACUGGACCGUUUUCUCAAUGCGACGUUGGAAGUUGAAAGAAUCAAGCACCCAGGCCUUUAUCAUCACUAUCACUCUAAACAAAUGUCUUGGAAUUAGGUGCUGCGAAAUAAUGUUUUUCAGUCGGUUUAAACCAGCUUUGAAGUCAGUGUAUUUAUUUUACAUGCUCGAUUCACUACGCUUCAAAAAAAGAAAAAGAUAAAAACAAUCAAUUGUGAGACUGCAAUAAGGUUUUUAUUUUUCCCUCAAUACAAACACAAACAUUAUCUUAUUUAUAACAUCUAUUAUAUAAUUAUAAUGUAUAUUUCAAAGGAGAUCACCGUUGUAGUCUUGUCAGUUUUAUUGAGACUGGAGGAUAAAUGAACCGCUCGGUUUUCCAGUUAGCCUCCGGCCUUGUUAUGUCUAAUUGUAGGACAAGAGAGAUGAAGGAAGAAUUUAAGGUUUACAGUUUAGAUUAAGGGAGAACAAGAAUUUAAAAAAUUGGGUAUUGGUCUGACAGUAAAUAAUGUUUUAAAAAGAAAAUAUACUAAAUUCAGUCUUUGACAUCCGGGGCUGGAAGUUCUUUUCAAAAAUCUAUUUCCAUUAAAGAAAUCGUCUGUUUUCCCAUAUUUGUCCUCGUGAGUGUUAAGUGAAAGUCCGUUUGUGCAGCUGCAUAUCUUGUAUUGUAAUUAAGUUGUUAAACAAAUUAGGCAAUUGAAUUAUAUGCCACAGGUGGAUAACUGUUAUAGUACGUAACCAAGAAACAUUAUUUACUGUUUGGAUAUUAAUGCAUUUAUGCGGUAAAUCUCCCUUAAUUAAUAAAUUACAACAAAAUUCAUAACUGUUCAUCAAGAGGCACUAUUUGAGUAUGUAUCGCACAUUGCAUGCGUUAUGUCUUUAUUACUGGACAAUGUUCAUGUCACACCUUUGCACGGACAUAACUCUGUACAUGUCACAUGUGUUUGCUGUUGUGAGACAGAACGAAUUCUUCCCUCAUGGACUUCUACACCUACUUUAUUCACUAGAAAGUUAGACUUUUCGUCUUUUUUUUUUCUCAAAU